This is a messenger RNA of Triticum dicoccoides, 1572 nucleotides long. RefSeq lists its product as uncharacterized. The transcript is spliced from 3 exons. Gene Ontology annotation, molecular function: protein binding. Bases 1 to 672 code for a protein of 223 amino acids. The record is from RefSeq and is a predicted model, not a curated record. NCBI's taxonomy places the organism in Eukaryota, Viridiplantae, Streptophyta, Magnoliopsida, Poales, Poaceae.
AUGUACUACGCCCGCGCGUUCGAGCGCUGCGCGGUGGCCGUCCAGCAGGAGUCACCGUCCUGGGCCACUGGGUCGCUACCCUGGCCAGAUCCGGCUCAGGGUCAGCCUGCUCAGGCUUCCGUGACACCCCUCGCCGCGACCGCGGUGCGCCCGUUCCGCCGGCUCACCUCGGCCGAGCUACUCGAGCGUCGUCGCCAAGGGUUCUGCUUCAACUGCGACGAGCCCUACACGCCCGGCCACGCCUGUCUCUGGACCACGUGGAGCUCAUGUUCGGCCAGCGCGGCCCGGGUGUGCCGCUCCUGGUACGACGCCGUGUGCGAGCCCGAGCUGUGGCGCCGCGUCGACAUGUGCGGCCGCUCCCGGCGCUUCCGGGAGACGGUCAGCCUCAACAAGGUGACGCAGCUCUCCAUUUGGUUCAGCGCCGGACAGUGCCGGGAAUUCUUCGGCCAGCAGGACCUCGACAACGACCUCCUCCUCUUCCUGGCCGACCGGGCACCCUUACUGAAGAGCCUUCAUCUUACCAAGUGUUGUGAUGUAACCAGCAAAGGAUUGACAGAUGCAAUAAAGAAAUUCCCUUUGUUGGAGGAGUUCGAGCUUUGUGAAUGUGAGAGAUAUGACACAUGGGUCUUUGAGGUUGUUGCCGCGGCUGAAGCACUUCAAACAUUUCAAUGAUAGAGGAUAUUCAUGGUAUAAUUGGGGACGGGAUCUAUACCCUGUCGACAACCGCGAAGCCUUGGCAAUUGCAAGGAUGCAUGAGCUACGGUCCCUGAAGAUUUUCCUCAGUGGCCUCGACAACCAAGGGUUGACAGCCAUCCUUGGCGGCUGCCCUCACCACGAGUCCCUUGACAUACGCUAUUGCGGCAACAUAAUCAUGGACAGCAGCAUGCGAGCAAAGUGUGCCCGUGUCAAGAUGAAGAAGGUGUCUCCAUAUGCGCCAACUGAUGACUGGGUGUGUCCUCGGUCUGGCAUCCAUGAUGACUCCAUCGAUGAUUCUUCCAAGUAUUUCGAGCCUGGCAGCCCUGUUAGUAGAUGUCAUUCUCAUCAGGAUAGUUAUUGGUGGUAUCGCAGCAAUGGUGAAGAGUCUGACUGUUGGUUUUUCAAUGUGGAGCCUUGUGACUCGGAGGACUAUCAUUCUCGCUUCUUUAGUGGUGCCGAGGAGACCGAGUUUGAGCACUGGAGAAUCUGAAGGACUGGUGCACACAACAUUUGGAUGUUCUGAUGGAAGUGCCCCGGCCAGGCCAUAUGCUUUCUUGUUCUGAUUUUGGCGGUGAUUCUGGUUGUGGUUCACCUCUCUGCAUGGAGUUUGAAUCUUGUUUAAUUUCUGCAUACAAACCUAUGUAAUAAAUUUGAAUUGCCCAGAAUGUAUAAAGCUCAGAGAAAUAAAAGAGGUCGGUGAUGUUUCACUUGAGUUUGUAUGGAAGAAUCAGAGGAGGCAAGAAAAACACAACGGAGUUUGAAUCUUGUUUAAUUUCUGCAUACAAACCUAUGUAAUAAAUUUGAAUUGCCCAGAAUGUAUAAAGCUCAGAGAAAUAAAAGAGGUCGGUGAUGUUUCACUUGAGUUUGUAUGGAAGA